AUGUCGGGCGGAGACGGCUCCCGACCCCCCUGGUCGCCCGCGCACACACACACUGCACGUUGCACGCGGGGCGCAUUCCCGCGUCCCCAACGGGCCACUGGCUUUCAAGGAGCAGGUGUGGGGACCAGCAGGCGCGUCGGGCGGCCGCCCGCAGGAUCCAGGUCCGAGCAUCAGCAGGUGACUCGGCAGGUGCGGGACGACCUGCGGACGCCCGAGGGGAGGGACCGGCCAGAAGGGGAAGCUAGCCACCGGCCACGUGUGGGUCAGGGUCUAGGGUCCAAGUGGUUCAGCCCCGGGCGCCCGCGGCGUCUCUGCGCACGGCUUCCCCGCCCACCUUGGAACCGGCGUGGCGCCGCCUCCCCCCGCGGCCAAGGGGCGGAAGGUCCCGGGCGCCCGCGCUCGGCCGGCCCCCCGCCGCCCCCAGCCGCGUCCGUCCGCCCGCGGGUCCCCAGCAGCCCGCGCGGCGCCCCAGCCCCGUCCGCCCGGCCGUCCGCGCUCCCGAGCCAGCGGCCGGCGGUGGCGUGUGCGCACGUCAUAUGGGCCGCCCGCCCCCGAUUGGCCGCGGCCGCCUCACCAGACCGCGAGCGGACGGGGGCGCGGGCGGGGCGGGGCGCGCGCAGGCCACGCCCCCGGCGCACGGGGGGGGCGGAGGCCGCGCGGGGUCACGUGACCCGGGGCCCGGCCGCCCGCCUUAUAAACUGA
Rhinolophus ferrumequinum (greater horseshoe bat) is the source of this 702-nucleotide messenger RNA. RefSeq names its product class A basic helix-loop-helix protein 9-like. The transcript has a single exon. NCBI's taxonomy places the organism in Eukaryota, Metazoa, Chordata, Mammalia, Chiroptera, Rhinolophidae. Bases 1 to 702 code for a protein of 233 amino acids. The record is from RefSeq and is a predicted model, not a curated record.